GUUGAAGGACAGUCCAGCUUGGUCCCUAAUCACCAGGCUAAUAGGCCCAGCAUUGAGGAAGCAGCUACCAGAAGCUGGACUAGAGGGCAAUUUUCCUUCUACUACCACUUCGCCUUAAAGAAACACUAGACCAUGCUCCUGCUUCCUUUGCUACCUGUCCUUCUCCUGUGUGUGGCAGGCAUAUCCUCUUCAAAGUCACAAACUUGUGAGGACGCCCUGAAGACUUGCUCUGUCGUAGCCUGUGGCAGAGAUGGACCGAAAGGGGAGAAGGGAGAACCAGGUCAAGGGCUCAGGGGCUUGCAGGGCCCUCCAGGAAAAAUGGGGCCUCCAGGAAAUGUAGGAGCUCCUGGAAGUUCAGGACCAAAAGGCCAAAAAGGGGAUCCUGGAAACAAUGCAGAGGUUGAGGCAAAGGUGCGGCAGUUGGAGGCAGAGAUAAGGACCUUGAAAUCAGAACUGGAGCACACCAAGAAGUUGCAUGCCUUCUCAAUGGGCAAAAAGUCUGGGAAGAAGCUAUUCGUGACCAACUAUGAAACUAUGCCCUUUUCCAAAGUGAAGGCUCUGUGCACCGGGCUCCGAGGCACUGUGGCUAUUCCCAGGAACGCUGAGGAGAACAAGGCCAUCCGUGAAGUGGCCAAAGGCAACGCCUUCAUAGGUAUCACAGACGAGGUGACUGAAGGUCAAUUUAUGUAUGUGACAGGGGGAAAGCUCACCUACAGCAACUGGAAAAAGAACGAGCCCAAUGACCAUGGCUCGGGGGAGGACUGUGUCAUCAUUGUAGACGAUGGGGUCUGGAAUGACAUUUCCUGUCAUUCUUCUUUCAUUGCUGUCUGCGAGUUCCCAGCCUGAGGAAGUUGGUGCCUCCAUCUUCUCUUUGGCUCCUCUCUGGACUCUCAGUUGCUUCCAAAGAAAAUUCAGUACUGUUUCCCCAAGCUUCGUGUUAGCUGAUUCGUUUCAGGGGAGUGGAUGUAUUUGAUUGUGACCUGAGGAUAUAAGAAGCUGACCAUGAGGCACCAGGAUCCAGACAAACAGAGAGCGAAAGUCACAUCUCUUUUGCUAGGGGCACAGUGACGAGUCAGAGUCAACUGUGGAAAAGCUACAGUAAGUCCCCUCUUUUCACAUUGAAGGACCGAAGGUAGACCAUACCUGUGUCAGAGUUGCAGCUGAUCUUAGCUGUCAGAACACCCAAUUCCUUCUCUCCAUGAAUUGAUGCCAAACAUGCCUGUUCGAAGCCA
Messenger RNA from Microtus ochrogaster (prairie vole), 1232 nucleotides. Its product is annotated as mannose-binding protein A-like. The record is from RefSeq and is a predicted model, not a curated record. Gene Ontology annotation, cellular component: multivesicular body. Lineage: Eukaryota; Metazoa; Chordata; Mammalia; Rodentia; Cricetidae.